GCCAGCCUGGGCACUCCCCACGGGCUCGGGUCGAGGCGGAUCCCGGCGGCUGCUGCGCUCCCGGAGUUGAUCUCUGGCGCGGGCGCGCUUGCAGUUGGCAUCGGGAGCUGCGCAGCCCGGUCCGUCCCUUCCUUUGCAACCAUGUCUGCGCCCUCGCCCCCUUUCGUGAGCCCUUUCCCCAGACCUCGCUGCCUAGCCGCUGCCGCCCCGGCCGGCAAAGCCAAGCUGACCCACCCGGGCAAAGCGAUCUUGGCAGGUGGCAUCGCUGGUGGCAUUGAGAUCUGUAUUACAUUCCCCACAGAGUAUGUGAAAACUCAGCUCCAGUUGGAUGAGAAAGCUAACCCGCCACGCUACAAAGGCAUUGCGGACUGCGUGACACAGACCGUCAAAGGCCAUGGCGUCAGAGGACUUUACCGAGGUCUCAGCUCGUUGGUCUAUGGUUCUAUACCCAAGGCCGCCGUGAGGUUUGGCAUGUUUGAAUUCCUCAGCAACCAAAUGAGAGAUGCACAAGGGAAGCUGGAUAGCACACGUGGCCUCCUUGCUGGCUUGGGGGCUGGUGUGGCAGAAGCCGUGGUAGUGGUGUGCCCCAUGGAAACCGUUAAGGUGAAGUUUAUCCAUGACCAAUGCUCACCAAAGCCAAAGUAUCGAGGUUUCUUCCAUGGAGUGAGGGAGAUUGUUCGGGAACAAGGCUUGAAGGGAACAUACCAAGGCUUAACAGCAACUGUUCUAAAGCAGGGAUCAAACCAAGCUAUCCGCUUUUACGUCAUGACGGCGCUCAGAAAUUGGUACAAAGGUGAUGAUCCCAACAAAGUCUUGAACCCUUUGGUCACUGGGGUAUUUGGGGCUCUCGCUGGAGCUGCCAGUGUGUUUGGCAACACCCCGCUGGAUGUCGUGAAGACCAGGAUGCAGGGUCUUGAAGCACACAAAUACAAGAGCACUUGGGACUGUGCCUACAAGAUCAUGAAAUAUGAAGGUCCCUUGGCGUUUUACAAGGGCACCGUCCCCCGUCUGGGCCGGGUCUGCUUAGAUGUGGCCAUUGUGUUCAUCAUCUAUGAUGAAGUGGUCAAGGUACUCAACAAGGUGUGGAAAACUGACUGAGGCGGACAUGGUGGGAAGCUGAGUAAGCGCCCGUCCUCCACACCUGCUGUAGGGCAACAGCUGGGAGAAAAGAAGAUGUGACCAACCUCCAAGGGCAUUCUAGGGAUGUCUCUGCACGAGUGCACCUGGGGUGUGCCGGAGUCUCCUCUUCCUAUGCUGUGAACAGGACACUAAUCCAGUCCCUAACCAGCUGUGUCCAUAUCGAGCUUUCUGACUUUUAUUUAUCAGGAGGAACUUUGGAAAAUUUUAAAUUAUUGAUUGUGUGGUGACGUGACCAGAGAAGAUUUAAGUGAGGGGCCAAUGAAUUUAAAACACUGUCUCUGCUGUUGAGAGGUGGGAGAUUCUCUUGGUGCCCAGGAGGCGGGGAGAAAAGAAGCCUCCCUUCUCCCCACCACCACACACAGUUCAAGCCAAGAUGCCUUUUACAAACUGUAGUAAUUUAGGAUAUGUGGGUUGGGGAUUUCUUGUCAUGUUGUGGUGCUAUGCCUUUCCUAUAAGGGGCAUCGUAAGAAGCCAGUACUUGACCUUUAGCUAAGGAGAACUCUGCAGAAAUAGCAUUGGGGGGUGGGGGAUGGGACUGUCUGAUACUCCACUCCUAUAAUCUGCCAGCAGUGAGUCUUUAGGGAUUGCUGUUGACUUCCUUCCCAAGGGAGCCAUCCCAGAGAAACUCAAAAGGCUGUGUGGGUUGGGUGGAAUCAGAUGCACGGUGGCCUUCAUUCCUCUCUUGUCUCCUCACCCCUCGUUUUGAACUUUGCACAUUUCAGGAAGUGUGGUUGUGGGCAGAGAGAACUCUUAGAGCAUAGGUGUCAAACUCGCGGCCCUCCAGAUGGUAUGGACUACAGUUCCCAUCAUCCCCUGCCAGCUGGCAGGGGAUGAUGGGAACUGUAGUCCAUACCAUCUGGAGGGCCGCGAGUUUGACACCUGUGACUUAGAGGCUUUUGACAAAGCAGCAAUGUAAUGCAUUCCAUAAGUCUUCCCAACAACUGAUUCCUCAUGACCUUUACCUAGAUGGAAGCAGGCCCCGUAGGCCCAAGCUAGGUGUGAUGAUGGGAUGUCAGUUGAAAGCUUUCCCUGGUUCUCACAAAUAAUCCACAUUAGGGGCUGGAGGAAGGAAUGGCUUCCCUCCAUGCUGGUUUUGCAACCUUUACCCCCUCCUGGGGCUUUUUGGUUCCAGAGGAAACUUAUACAGGUGUCCCAUGGUAUAUAUUUUAUGUUUCACAUGAGGGGAAGCAGUUAAGGCUGUGUAAGUAGGCCAGUUUAUGGAUGAGGAGGAAAGACCUUGACCACCUUUCUCCCAUGCCCAAGCCUCAAUCUGACGCCAACCCCACUCAGUUGUUUACAGGAUUGUGGGUUUUUUUCCCCAUUCUGGGUGGGGUUUGGAAUAAAAAGCGCAAGAUACUUAAUCAUGAAUCUCCCAUUUUGACAUUUAGUUUUCCUUUUACGUUUCAGGGGCCUGACCUACGUUUGCGCUUGCAGGCUCAAGAAUGUGUGAAAAAGUUCUCUGUAGAGGCCCCUAUCCUGUGGGGAGGCAGUCACUGCCAUGAGCAUCUUUUUAACUAGUCUGGUUUUUAACUAUGUCUGAUUCUUAGGGUUUCCUCUCACCGAUUUCUUAAGGCUGAUAUCUUUUUAUUUAGAGUCCAGCGAAAGAUAGACAGGGGACCUUUCCCCACUUUUCCCUCGGCCGCCGUCGCUGCACACAAUUCCCAGCAUGCGGCAUCCCUGGCGCAUGCCCAGGCGUCCCCACGCUCUGUGUGGGGUCAUCAAAAG
This is a messenger RNA of Sphaerodactylus townsendi, 2865 nucleotides long. It is a transcript of the gene SLC25A1, whose product is annotated as solute carrier family 25 member 1. Gene Ontology annotation, biological process: mitochondrial citrate transmembrane transport. The record is from RefSeq and is a predicted model, not a curated record. Lineage: Eukaryota; Metazoa; Chordata; Lepidosauria; Squamata; Sphaerodactylidae.